Molecule: messenger RNA, 426 nt
Organism: Rodentolepis nana
Lineage: Eukaryota; Metazoa; Platyhelminthes; Cestoda; Cyclophyllidea; Hymenolepididae
Source: the annotation of a GenBank genome assembly
AUGAAGUUUAAUAAGGCUGUGACUUCUUCAAGCCGCAAACAGCGUAAAAGGCAUUUUAAUGCUCCAUCUCACAUUAGACGUCGUCUCAUGAGUGCGCCUUUGUCAAAGGAGCUUCGUAAUAAAUACAAGGUACGUAGCAUGCCUGUUCGACGUGGAGAUGAGGUCCAAAUUGUGCGAGGUGAGCGUAAAGACAACAACUCCGCCAAAGUGAUUAAAGUGUACAGAAAGAAGUUCGUCAUUCAUGUCGAACGCGUUCAGUGCAAGAAGAGCAACGGCAUUUACGUUCCAAUUGGCAUUCAUCCGUCCAACGUUGUGAUUACCAAGCUCAAGCUUGAUAACGACCGACGCGAUCUCUUAGAACGCAAGGCUGCCAACAAACACGCCCUGGACAAGAAUAAGUACACUGAGGAAGUUAUUGAGUCAUAA